UCGGUUUUGCUUCUCUUCUGGGGACCGUUUCCGAGAACUGCCGGCCCCGGGCCGUGUGCAGGACCCGGUGGGGGAGGCCGGGGAGGAGGCUGAUAAACAAAAUCCAGAGGGCGCGACGGGAAACGCCUGCGGGCGGAGCCCCUUGGCCCCCAACCAAAACCUAAAUAAGUUCCCAUCCCUUGCAAUCGCUCCGCUUCCCCGGGAAACAGUUUCAGUCACCCAAGCAGGGGGGCGACUCUCUCCUUUAAGGACCGCUUUAGGCGAUGGGGUGGCCUUACCGGAUUCCACCCCAUACGCCCUGCUCUGUUCAGCGGAUUCCUCUCCUCCUCGAGGCCACUGGGGUCUCCCCAAGCCAAGAAUUCAUUCAAAACAACUCUCGAGGUAUAACCAAAUUUUGUUUCAGUUUUUAUAUUAAAAGAGCCAAAAAGAAAAAAAAAUUUCGCUCUCUUGCGCCAAGGGCCCCUGCCCCGCCCACCGGUGCCCUUCUCGCUGCAGAUAGACAAACAGCCACAGAUAGACAGUCUCCCGGGGAAGCCUGAGGGAGGUGCCCAGGCCUGCCCCCAGCACCCAAAACCACCCCCGGCAGAGGAGACCCUGCGAGAAGCCUGGUGCUGACUGGCCUCUGCGCACCCCAGGUCCUGGGUGGGGGUGGUGCUGCCUGGGGGGGCGCCCCCUUCCCAGCCGCAGAGCACCCCGGGAGGCGCUGGGGCCCCAGCCGGGCGUCCUGAACAUCUGCCUCCACUAGCUGGGUUAGUGGUCACCCCGCCCCGGACCAUUCUGCAGGAGGGGACACGGAACCUCAGGGAGUGGGGCCUUGCUAGGGUCCCCAGCAGCGAGAAGGGCGCCCGGGUGCGAGGACGCUGCAGGGGGACCCCCUUCGGAGCCGGCCCGGGCUGCAGGACCCCCGCUCCGCUUCGUGCCCACUCAGCCUCGGUGGGCCCCUGGGCAGAGGGUGGAGGGUCAGGACAAGCUGCAGGGACAGGACCCCAGGGGGAGGGAGCACAAAGGGAGGGUGCCCUGGGGAGCGGGGUCCCCACCCCCACUCAGCCCCUCCCUGCUCUCUGCAAAGCUGACCCGGGCAGGAAGUGGGGGCGGGGCCCUCGGGGGGGGUGGAAGCCCCCUGCCUGCCGCCCUCAGCUCCCCAGCCCUGGGCCCUGCAGGAAGGAGGGCUGAGGCCAGGGGACAGGUGGCCCCACCAUGAGCCUCUCUAAGACAGAGGACUCCGAGCCGCCGCUCAGGUUCGUGAACAGCAGAGACGAGAUCACAGGGGACGAGUAUGACGGAACCCAGAGGGUGCAGAUGAGCUGCGGGCACGGCGUGGACCCCGGCAGUCUGACGGCCUGGUGCCGCAGCCUCAUCGACCAGGACAGAGACCCCCAGACGUGCCCUGUGUCCUGCCGUCCUUUCCAGGGCCGCUUCAAGCUCCACUGCCCUGCCGAUGUCAACGGGGGCAAGUGUGAGGCCGAGUGGUCCUACCCGGAGGUGCGCCGCUGUGCCCUGCUGGACGACGCAGAGCAGGGAGAGUUUGAGCGGAAACUGGCCCUGACUGCGGCGAGACUCUACUGUGACUUUAAGGAGUGCCCGCGCUGCAAGAGCCUGGUGGAGCGCAAGGACCUGAGCCACCUCCGGGUGCUGUGCACGAUCUGCUCCGCCUCGCAGGGGAAGACCUACGAGUUCUGCUGGCAGUGCCUGCGGGCCUGGAAGGGGUCGGGCACGCCCUCUGACCACUGCGCCAACCAGGGCUGCACGGACCCCAACCUGCAGGUCCUGGCCACCUGCGUCACCAAGGACCUCCCUGGCAGCGAGAUCCGAGGCUGCCCGUCCACCCGGGCCUGCCCCACCUGCGGGCUGCUCAUCGAGCACAAGGACAAGUGCAAGUACGUGCUGUGCGCCCGCUGCCACGUGGAGUUCUGCUUCGCCUGCCUGGACGCGGCAUCCACCUGCAAGGCCGCCAAGGGUGGGGCCUGGUACCAGUGGUGCGCCAAGCCCCUGGCCCCACGGCAGACCCGCAUCCCCGUGUGGAGCCGACAAGAACAGACACAGUUACCCCAGGCUUUCAGAGGGAUGUGCCGACCAUCGUGACAUUCCUGUGCCCAGAACCCCUCCUCUGGCCGAGGCCUGCAUGGUCAUCCCCUUCUCUGUGCAAAUGACUCUUUUGGAAACAGGACUGCAGAGAUUACUGACAGGAGCACACGAGCCCUGCAGAUGCCCUUCUUGGGAGAGCCUGGGGACAGGCGGGAGCGGCACGUUGGUGGGUGUGGGGUGCACAGGGGUCUGGUAGCUCCUGGCUCCGACAGACGGAAACUGCAGGACAGUAGACCCAGGGCACAGGAGGCUGCCGGCUGCCCGGCUGGCAGAUGAGAGGAGGGUGGAUGGAAGGAAGGACGGCCGGGGUGACAGGUGGGCACACAGGUGCGGCAUGAGUGGUUGAUGCUGCUGAUGGUAGGUACAUGGAGACACGGGGGAGUAGGUUGAGGCUCUUCUGUAGCCCAGGAAAGGCCCUGUUCUUUUCAUCUGUCUGUGGGUGGGGCCUUUUUAUUAGGUUAUUUCAUUUGAGAUGUGACCCACCCGUUCAAGGUGGGUCUUGAUCCCCUUGCUGGAUUCCUUUAUAAGAGGACAAAAGAGAGACAGAAGCAAAAAGAGAAAAACACCCAAAGAAGUUUACAGAAAAACCAGAGACAGAGAAUCCAGAAGGUGAAGCAACGAAACCCGCGAGAGAAGGAUGAGUAGACGUCGCCGUGUGCUUUGCUGUCUCACAGAGGAGCCCAAGCUCCCUGGUAAACAGUCUUCAGGGAAGCCAUCGUCCUGUUGAUGCCUUAAUUGGGACAUUUUCAUGGCCUUAGAGCUAUAAAUUUGUAACCUGAUAAAUCCCCAUUGUUAAAAGCCAA
This is a messenger RNA of Choloepus didactylus (southern two-toed sloth), 2888 nucleotides long. RefSeq names its product potential E3 ubiquitin-protein ligase ariadne-2-like. The transcript has 4 exons. Bases 1198 to 2082 code for a protein of 294 amino acids. NCBI's taxonomy places the organism in Eukaryota, Metazoa, Chordata, Mammalia, Pilosa, Megalonychidae. The record is from RefSeq and is a predicted model, not a curated record.